AAUGCUUGUCGGUUCCGGUACGUCGGAAAUGGCCAUAGAUGAUGAGGAGACAUAGAAUUGCCCUCGUCGAAUCGCCGGGCGAAGGAUCCGGGUCAGAACCAACCGAACGAGCUAUAGCUUCACCAAGCAGCGCUCCUUUCUGCCAGGGAAUGAUGCUGUGGAGGGGAGUCAAACAAUUCACUCUUUCCACAUGGUGGCGCCAAACAAUAGCUCACACAUGAGUAAGUCUCUUGCCCCCGAUGAAGCGUCGCCCACCACCAGUGCUGCUGCUGCAAGAAAAGGCGGCGGAUCAACAAGGAAACAGGCACAACGAACCCAAUGUGUAUUGCCUAUCUUACCGGCUUGGCGGACGCAAACCCACGCAGCAGCGCCAGCUCCAGCAGAUACGAUGCCCAUCUCCAUGCCAUGCGCUCGCUCGUGCCAUCAAGCAUUGGCAGUGGCAGUGCGUGGGGCGCGCGGUAGCAUCAGCAAAGCCGCGAGAGACACGCACGCACGCACACAUGCACAUCCGCCAUGCAAUGCCACGCCACAGUAAUAUAAGCAGACAUGGCGAGGCGAGGCGAGGCGAGGGAAAUGCAACGCAAAAGUGUGUGUGUGCGUGUGCGUGCAGCGCAUGGGCGGCGGAGACAGAGAGAGAGAGACAAGACGGAAAACAGUGGGUCCCCGCCGGUUACAGCAGCGCACACACACACACGCAUCAACCAUGCGGCCUUUCCAUGCCUGCCCGUGCUUUCCACCCAUAGCGCAAAAAACAUCCGCGCACGUGUCCAGUCCAAAUCGUCACGUUAUCAUUGGAUUUCCAUGAAUUCCAACGUCCGGGCGGGCGCGGAAAAUGAGCGCACUUUGGACCCACCGGGCAUC
Molecule: messenger RNA, 861 nt
Organism: Dissoconium aciculare CBS 342.82
Lineage: Eukaryota; Fungi; Ascomycota; Dothideomycetes; Mycosphaerellales; Dissoconiaceae
Exons: 1
Coding region: 240-743 (167 amino acids)
Source: RefSeq, a predicted model, not a curated record